AUGGAUGCUCACGGUGGGCACUACCUCAACAAAGAAGCCGUGUUGUCACCUUUGGGUGCAGCCCGAAUGUGCCAACUGCUUUUCGGCUCCACCAUCAUCGCCUUAGUGUCGCACAGUGCAGACUACAGCGCCACCUACGGGUACUACUGCAUGUUCACAUGGUGCUUCUGCUUUGCUGUGACGCUGGUGGUGUUCAGCCUGGACAUAACGCGACUUCAUGUCUGCGUACCCAUCUCGUGGGACAACCUCACGGUGGCUUUCGCCAUGCUGGCGACGCUCAUGUACAUCACGGCCUCCGUGGUGUACCCCGUCUACUUCCUGGAAAUGGACUGCCCCAACGAGGGCUGCGAGGAGCAAGCCUACCGCAUCGCCGUGACAGUCAUCUCCAGCGUCUGCGUCUUCCCCUACGCUACAGAAGUGUUCAUAACCCGGGCCAAACCGGGCGCUGUGGUGGGCUACAUGGCAACUGUGUCUGGUCUACUCAAGGUGGUUCAGGGAUUUGUGGCCUGCAUUAUUUUCGGAGCACUGGAAAAUUACAGCGAGUAUAACAACUACUUCGCCACAGAAUACUGCGUGGUAGUGUACAGCCUUUGCUUCACAAUCACUGUGCUGGUGGUCAUACUGACAAUAUCUGGGAGGACAUCUUCCCUGGGCUUCCCUUUUGACCGGUUCGUAGUCAUCUACACCUUUAUGGCGGUCAUCUUCUACCUCAGCACGGCACUGGUGUGGCCAAUCUUCAGCUUUGACAAGAAGUACAGCUCGACGACACGCCCGGAGAACUGUCCACGUGGAGAAUGCCCGUGGGAGAGCAAGCUGGUGGUGGCCGUGUUCACCAACGUCAACCUGAUCCUGUACUUCAUUGACUUGAUCUACUCACAGAGGAUUCGCUUUGUCACCAACGCUGCUGUCUGA
Messenger RNA from Syngnathoides biaculeatus (alligator pipefish), 912 nucleotides. Its product is annotated as myeloid-associated differentiation marker-like protein 2. Bases 1 to 912 code for a protein of 303 amino acids. The record is from RefSeq and is a predicted model, not a curated record. The transcript has a single exon. Lineage: Eukaryota; Metazoa; Chordata; Actinopteri; Syngnathiformes; Syngnathidae. Gene Ontology annotation, cellular component: membrane.